UUAAUAUUCAUAAAUUAUGUAAUAAUUUUUACAAAAAAAUAAAAUUGUUAACAUAUGUUAAAUUAAUAUUUAGAACUAUAUAUCAUCUAUUAAGUUAUUUUUAAAAUGACAGCAAUAUAUUAUCAUAAAUUAUUAUAUACAAAAUAAUAUAAAAUUUUAUAUCUAUAAAUGAAAUGUUACCCGCACAGGUGUGCGGGUUAAAAUCUAGUUAUUCUUAAGCAGAUAACAAAAUGGAAUUUAUAUUAUAAUUUGUGGCGUUGUGGCUAUUUAUUUUUUCAUUUUGGAUUAAAUUUUUAUAAUAGUUACCAAGUAAUUCUCAUUUUACCAAACAAAAAGAAGUAAUUCUCAUUUUUUCGGAAAUGUCACUAACUUUUGUUCAAAGGAUUUAUGCAUUUUCUUGUAGUCGAAUGGAUAUAUUGGAAGAACAGGUAGAGUGUCAACAUCAUAGUGAAGGGAAGAAAUCGAUCUGUUCUAUGUUCUGAACAUCAUCAACUUCCCUAUGUCCCGUAUGUUCUUUUCAAUUAGACGCCAUCUCUCUCUAUUUGUCACUCUUUGUGGUUGGUGCUGCUAUGGCUUAACUUGACAUGAGCGUGUUCAUGAGUUUAUCGAUGUGGGCCUAGGGCCCAUGAGUAUCCAGUUAUAUCAAUUGAAAACACGGUCACGUGGUAAAAUAUUAGUCCAUGCAACAGGAUUUCACUGAAGGAAAAUGAGUAUUUGUCUUGUUUUAUUUCUAAUCAUGCUUUCUGGUUUAACAUAGAUUAAUGUUUAUAGUUAAUUUAGUGAGGUUAAUAGUAAUAUUUUUAUUAUAAACGGUUGUUAACACAAACGAGAUUGAGAAAACAUGAUCUUCAUCGUACACAUACUCACUACAAAAAAAAGCUUUUUUUACCGGACGAAAAACGCUAUCUAACGAUAUGAUAGCAGUUUAUGAAACGAUGUAUCAUCGCCCGUCAUAGUAGGCCAGACACAUCAGAUAGCGGGUUUUUGCAUUGUUAUCGUAUUGUCACUACAAGAAAACACAAUAUUAACGACGGCUAAAUUUGUAGUAACUUCUUCGUAAAAGAGGUUUUACAAGGAACUAAUGAGGAAAUACGUUUCGUCGUUAUUCGUUCGUCGUAACGCAUAUUUCUUCACCAAUUCAUCGUAAAUUAGCGAAGAAAAAUUUCGUCGUAAAAACAAAGAACACUAUUCGUCGUAAAAACUACGUAAACUUUCCACGUAAGGAUGACGCUACAUUUCCUCGUAAAUUACACGUAAAUAUUUUCACGUAAAAUACUCGUUAAACUUUCCUUAUAGUGUUGAUGUAAACAUUUUGCUUGUUAGUUCCUCGUAACUUUUCGACGUAAAGUAGUCGUAAUUUAGCUAAGGAUUUACUUCGAUUUUGAUAUUUUCAGAAUUAAAAAAUAUAAUAAAAUUAUUUAAUUAUUUAAUAAAAAUCUAAUUUAAAAAUAAAAAUAAAUACGAAAAUAUUUUAUACAUAAAUAAGUUUUGAAUAAAAUACAACCAACGAAAAGAACAAAAAACUAUGGGUCGUUCAUCACCCGGUAGAAUUCCUCACUCCUCCUCUCUACAUCCGCGUUGGCAUGUGUGUCGGAUGAUGACUCACCUGAAAUGGGACUUUUUCAUCGCAUGUUCCUCAACAAGGACUCCCAUUCCGGAUUUGUCACCGCUAUAACGUCCAAGAAGCCCUCGACUCCACCCACACGAGCUGCGCGUCGAGUCCAACUCGUUACGCAGCUGAGUGACUUCAUCUUCCCGUCUUUGACCAUAAGACGAUAUCACUUUCGGAGCAUCGUUGAUGGAACCAUUCUCCAACGUACGUCUCUUUUUCUUAGGGACAACCUUAAAAACAAAAAAAUAAAUAUUGUUAGUAAAAAGUUAAAGUUAAAUUAAAUGAAUAAUAAAAAAUUUAAAAUUUCAAAAAAUUUACCUCUUCGUAAAUUUUACCCACUUCAAGUGUGGAUAAGGUGACAGCUAAUCCGUUGGUGGACUGCUGGGUCUGGCGGUCUUCAACGUGACCAACCAAGUCGUUGAAGAUCUGCUCGGACCUAACAUCUGGAAAUUGGCCCGCCUUGUUCUUGUGGGUCCUCUCGUAAAGUUACAAAAGAGACGGAAGUUCUCCAUCUCUUUGGCCUAAAAAAUAUUUAAGAAAGUUAGAAUAUAUAUAUAUAUAUAAUUAAUUAAAUUAAAUAUUUAAUUACCAUAUCAGUCCGGCGUGGGAUUUUUGACCCGUAAAGUAAAGCAUCGGUCCGUGGUCGUGCUCAUCUACCGUCUGACGGGAGGCGGAGCAAGAUUCGGCGACUCUAAUGGCGUCAGGAUCCCGCCAAUAACGGAUGAGGCCAUCUCACACAUCCGUGGUGAGCUCAGGAGGUUUGCCACAUUCAUACCUCUUCACGAUCCAGUCACUCUUUCUGUUGGAGACCGUGUCCAACAAGCGAGUUUGCGCCUUCGCGUUAAACGUUUUCUUCACCCUCUCAUUGAUCCCCAUGGACCAAUGGUAUUUUUGUUGUAACACGAAAAAAAUAAAUUAAAAAUUAGUUUUAAAAAAAUUUAAAUUUUAAAUCAUAAAAAAAUUAAAGUAUAUAUAAUUAAUUAAUAGUAACUUACAUCGAAAAUUUUGACCAUGUCUUUCUGACGUGGAUCGGCGUCUUUCUCCAGUUUAGAUGUGGUUCGGGGAAGUAACCUUUGAUCGUCUCGGUUACGUACCGAGCAACACAUACGUCAAUUCCAUAUCUGAAAAAAAAAUUAAGUAUAAAUUAUUUAUUAUUGUUAGACAAGUAUAAAAAAAUUUAAAAUAUAAAAUUUAAAGCGAAUUUCCUGUAUUUUUAGUAAAUUUACACAUACUUUGUUUUCUGUGGACCAUUUGUAAUCUACACUGACUUUUUUUUUUUUUUGGAACAACACUGAAUCUUUAUAGUUCUUUUGUGUAUACUAGAUUUUGGGCCAAUUUGAAACCAUCCUUGUAAACUUAUACAGCGGCCAUUAUAAAAUUUCGUCUAUUUAGCUAGCUAGCUUAGGAAAAUUUAUUUAAAAAGAAAAGCAAAAACGAUUGUGGGCUGUGUUUUAUUUUUUCCUUAAAAAUUGUGCCACGUAAAUAAUGAUUGAACUGAUGUGAAAUUGUGAAUAGCUAGAAAGAGAAAAAUGGGAGAAUUUAAUAGUCAUCCCUUUGAUAAUAUUGUUAUGGUUCAAUUCCAUGUUCGGGAACGCGCUAGGCGCUAGUCGGGCGGCCGGGUCGGGCCUAACGCCUAGAAAAAAAAUCAGAAAAUAAUCGAAAAUUAAUCGGGGUCUAAUUUUUUAAUAUUAUUUUAUAAUAAUCAUAGAUAUAUAAACACAAUAUGAAUAUAAACAUCCAAAUACAGACAUAGACAGUGUAAAAUACCGUGGUGUAGUGGCUUGUGAUGAUACUGUCAUAGUGCGAGGUCAGUGGUUCGAUCUUUGAUAAGCACAUUUUAAACUUUUUACGCAAAAAAAAAUAAAAAACAUAUAACAGAAGAUUCCACAUCGGUUAAUCAUAACAAGAAGAGAGGUUGAAGACAUCUAUAAAUAACACGAGAUAGUUUGAGUCUUGACUUGGAAUUGGGCUUUACGAUUUAAGCUCACAUUUAGCCACAUAGUUAAAAUUAUUCUGUUAUUAGGCGGAUAAAAUCGGUUUCAAAACCGAUUAAUCGCCAAACCGGCCGGUUACGAGGCUUGCCGAUUAGCUAAGGCGAUUUGGCCUUAGUCGCGGCGUUUGCUUGCCGCCGAGCGCCUAGGCGGCCGAUUAUGCGGCUAGGCGCCCGCGUUUUUGAACAGAGGUUCUAUCAAUGGUUUUGUCUUUUUUUUUUUUUUGCCAUCUAUAAUAUAUUAAAACAGGUAAAAGCCAAAAGAAACCAAACAACAGGACCCAACCCCGGUAAGCCCAAAACAACAGGCCAAAACAAAAAAAAACAACAAACUAAAACAUGGCCUCCGGCCCAGCUACCUAGUCGGACAAGCCGACGAAAACACACCUUAGGACUUGCGUGUAGAUUUAACCGAAAGAGGAGGACACAUGUCAUCACCUCAAUAAUAAGGAAAGACACCCGUCACACGAUCAUCACACCGUCACCGAUCGUGACCCAACCGCGAGGUUACCGUCGGCGAAGACGAAAAGCGACCACGAAUUUCGCCAGAACAAGCCUGAAUCAGUUCCACACCACCAGAUUCAACUGGGACCUUAACCAGAACCACCAAAACCACCUCCAACGACUGUAUUGGAAGAUUAAUGGAUUCAGUUUCUUCAAUCGUACGCGUCGGAGAGAAUCAAUCGAACGGAAUCGAGAUCUCAUCCAAGCUCAGGCCCACACUCACCAUAACGAACCCUUCACACACCUCGAGCACUCCCGAGGAAACCAAACAACACCACCCAAUCUUGCGAUACUUUAGCCGGUGAUCACCACCGAACACGAACGGAACAACUCGAGAUAGAGCUAACAACGCCAUCAAAGUUUCAUCGCCGGAUACGAACACCGAUAGUUCCGCCAAAGUAAGGGCGAACCACAAAAAUCAAAGCCGGCUACACACCGUCAAGAGGACCGCCGUGUACCAGAAUCGGUAAUCCCUACUCCGUAGGGAACCACCGCGACUCUCGAUCUCUCAAAAAAUCUCAGAGAGAGAAGAGAGAGAAAAUCUACCAUUCCCUUUCUAUCAAUAGUUUUGUCAUCUAUUAUUCGUAUGAAGUAAUCAUUUAUUUUUUUGUUAAAAAAGUAAUCUUUUUUUUGUGGCAGAAAAAUACCAGGCCAAAAUCUAUUUUUUCUUUCUGAAGUGCACAACCUUGUUACCUUUUUUUUUUUUAUUGCAAACACCAUGUUUUAUUAAUUCAGAGGGAACAUGUUAGCUUUUUGAGCUAGCCAUCCCGGAAUUUCAGAGUUUACAUGGGAGAAAAUAGAGUUUUGCAAGCGAGCUCCUUUUGCAAAGAGGUCCGCUCUUACAUUACGCUCUCUAGCAAUGAAAGAAAUCAAAAAUUCUGUAAAAGAUGAUACUAUAUGAAUGAAUUCAUUCCAUUCUAAAGUCAUAGCUGGCCAAUCUUCUUCAUCGUUAAUCAAUUUAACAAGCGGAAGACAAGAUAUGAUAUGAUGCUUAUCGAUGCAUCUAGAUUAUAAUUAAAUGUGUUGAUGAUUUUGGCAAUCAUCUUCCAAUUAACAUAAUUUAGUAUCUCUAAUUUAUGAUCUGGAUCAUAUAAACCACCUAAAUAAUGGAUCAAGCAAACUAAUUAACCACAGUUUAGAAAUGUUUUAAGUCCAAAUACUAUAUUCAACCAAAUAACAAUUUGGUAUCUAAUGAUUAAUUCCAAAGGUUGUGAACUCACUUAUGUUAAAGGUUGUGUCUUUUCUAAAAGUUGUCAAAACAGUUGUGUUUUUUCUAAAAAUUGAAUGUUGAAAGGUUGUGUAUUUUCUAAAAGUUGUCUAAAUAGUUGUGUAUUUUCUAAAAAUUGUCAAAAAGGUUGUGUAUUUUCUAAAAGUUGAAUGUUGAAAGGUUAUAUCUUCUCUAAAAGUUGUCUAAUAGUUGUGUCUUUUCGUCCUAAAAAUAUUUUAUAAACAUCUUCGUUAAUGUGAACGGUUGUGUCUUUUAAAUAAAAAAAUGUGAUUAAUCUUCAAAAUUUCUCAAAUUUUGAAAUGAUAUAUCUUCCUAUAAUUAUUUGAAUUUUCACGUGCAAUAAUUAUAAAAGGUUGUGAAAUAAUAAUAAAAAUCCUAACAGUUUUAUCCUUUCACUAUAAAAAGUUGUGAAAAAUGUCACCAAAGAUUGCAUCCUUCUAUUUCUACAAUUGUACCUAACCACUUAGAGCAUGCGCAUCAAGAGUUCAAGGGAGGGGGUCACACGUUUUCCAAAAAAAAAAAAUAUUAAAAUAAGCAUAAAUGAAGACUUCGGCUCGUCCCGCCUCUUCCGCGUGAACUCGGGUCGUGACUGUUCAGCGGGCCCCAUGCCACAUGGCGGCCCGCUAUUGGUCACUUUAUUUAAUUUUUUUUUUAAAUCAAACGAAAUAAAAAAUAAAAAAUUAAUUUCUUGAACUUCAACGAGCGGUUCGCCGCUGCGCAUGCUCUUAACUUUUUAGAAGUUGCACAUUUUACUACUCAAUACUUAUACAUUUUAAAUUUGAUCAAUUGUAGAUGUUUUACAAUUGCAACUUAAUUUCUAUUAAUUGUUAUAUAUACAUGUUCGUUGUAAACCGUUAAACUUUUGAAAGAUUGCGUACUUUGCCACUCGUACCUUUUCAAUUCUAUUUAAACAAUCUUGGGUGGAAUUUUAGACACAAAAAAUCAAUUAUUGGGUGUAUCACACAUGACGUGAUCAAGGAGUUAUCUAAGCGUCUCAAGGAUUAGUCUGAUUGGUAAAAUUAUGAAAUUUACAUUCUUCACGUACAAACUUGCAUAAGUAUUCUAACCUAGACGUCAUUAACUUGCACUUUACAAUGUUAAUGGUGAGAAAGUGAUUACAACAAAUUUUGUCUUAAAUCUGAAUAUUAAUUAAUUUUGUUUUACAUUGCAGAAUCCUUAUUAAAAUGCAUUCUACUUAUAUCAAAGUCAAAGUAGAACUAACAAUGGCAAUACAGUGAAAAAUUACAUUUUCACAUUUUUAAUUGUUAAACAAAAAUUACAUUUUCACAUUUUUAAUUGUUAAACAAAUAUAUGAUUUCAAAAACAAUUAAAAAUAAUAAAAAUUAGACAACAAAAAUGAAAAUUAGUUUUUUUUUUAAGUUGGAAGUAAAUUUAAACAGUGGAUGGUGACAUGUGUGUGCUUAUCUCCAGCUUUAAUUACCAAUGCUUAUACCUUUGUCUACAGAACGCUGCCGCUUUAGACAAGAAACCAGGAGUUUGCCGUGACUGCCAGGUCAUUGGUCCUGUUCUUAGAGAGUUACAUUCUCUUAGCUUACUAAACUCUAAUUAUAUCUAUAUGAUUUAAGAUUACAUCUUCCUAUGUUAAAAGUCAAAGUCAUAACGAUUAUCUGUUUCCGUUUGAUAUGUUGCAAAAACCUCAUGAGCUUGACAUUGAUGCCCUUAUGUGUUUAUAUGAUUAGGUGAUAUGUGUACAUGAAAACUGAAAUCUAUCAACCGAAAACGAGCCAAAGAUGUGUAUUGUGUUUACAGAAUGUCCUAACUGUUACGGUUUGUCUCGCAGCACAGAAGCAAUAAUUAUGAUUAUAGAAGAGGAAGAAACUAAUUCAUUGUGGAUGCAUGGGAAGCUAUAGGAGAAUGGGUUGCAAGAACAUGUUUUUGUAAUGUUGCUAGCUUCUUUUUUUGUAAUGUUGCGAGCUAUGUGUUGUUAAUUCUGUAUAAACCUAAGAGUUUUCUUCUUUCUUUAAAUAGUCUUGACAACUCGAUUUCACCUUCCCUACAGGGACGACAACGAUACAAACCUCAGUCCUCAGACAUGAACCAGUCCCUGAGAAGAACCCUCUUGCCUAUGCAUUUGAAGAAAAAAAAUGAUUAAAUUUAAAUUAAAUUAUUUUAUUAUAAUUUUAUUAUGUGUUGUUAAUUUUUAUAAUCAUGAAUCACAUUAUUUUGUCAUAGAUUUUAUAUUUUAAUUUUAAUUUGUUUAUUAAAUAUUUCAAUGGAUUAUUUUAAAUAAAUUAAAACAGCCUUUUCAUUAAAAAUCCUAACAAAUAAUAAAUUUAAUAUUUUUAAAAUAUUUUCAAAUAAGAAUUUACGUUUUAAGUAAAUAUAAAUUCACUGCUAACUUUGUUUUCAAAUAUAGCUUUGCAUAUAAGAUUAUGUUAUAAUGCAAAAAAAGAUUAUUUAUAAUAAAAUUAAUGUAAGAAUUAUAUAUUGAUAACAUGGUUAACUUUGUUUUAGCUUGUGGCAAAAUACCAGGGAAGAGUAAAGUUCUUCUUUAUAUAUAUAUAUAAAGAAGAACUUUACUCUUCCCUGGUAUUUUGCCACAAGCUAAAACAAAGUUAACCAUGUUAUCAAUAUAUAUAUAUAUAUAUAUAUAUAUAUUCCUAUAAGAUUCUAACAAACACGUGUGUGUAUAAAUAGUAACAAUAGCUUCAUAUUAUCUAUUUAUCUGUCUUAAAAUAUCUUUAGUUAUAGUGAUAAAGUUAUUUUUUCAUUGUGUUAAUCAUUAGUUUUCCAAAAUGGUAUUAGCGUAAAACCAAUUCAAUUUUGAAACAAAUAUAUAACUAAGAGAGAAAAUGAGCUCAUCUAUUUACUCCAAUCAAUGGUAUUUUUUUUAAAAAAAAAGCUAUGUUAGUUAUUGGUAUAACUGAACUAAAGUAAACAUUGAGAAAAAGUAAAUAGUUAUAUUUUCUAUAAAAAAAUAUUAUAGUUAGACAAGUAUAUAAAUUUUAAAACGAAUAUCAAAACAAAUAAAUAAAAUUAUUAUAAAAAACUAUGAAUGUUAAUGCUACUUUAGAUAACAGUAAAUAAACAUAUAAAAUAAAUUUAUACUAUUAAUUUGUUUAUUCGUCCCCUCGUAGGGAGGUUUACCCUCGUCUAUAUAUACAUUAUCGUUCGUGACGUUCGCAGUUAAUUAUUUUUCAUUAUGGGGUAACUUUUACAAGCUAGAAUCAAAAAAAAAAUUAGUUACCAAAUACAUUCUCAUUUUUUCGAGGAAAAAAAUUUUCGAGAAAUUUCCCCUAUAGACGUCUAGUUUUGUUUCUACCAACUUUUGUAUUAAAAGGAUUUAUGAAUUUUUCUUUUUCUUGGAGUCGAAUGGAUAUAUAAAAAAAUUGGUUGGGCUGUCAACAUCAUAGGAUCGAGAAGAAAUUGAUCUGUUCAAUUCAAUUAAUGUUCUGAACAUCAACUUCCCGAUGUUCUUUUCACUAAAUGUUCAUUCGACUACAAAUUGCAGUUUUAUUUUUGAACAUUACAAACUGAAGUUUCCAAACUAAUGUUCCCGUCACUAUCAUAUGGCAUCAGCCAUAGCUCCAGCAUACUUUUUUAACUUAUAGAAAAAAUGUUGAUAACAUAAAAAAUGUCACGAGUCAACAUAAAUUUUUACUGCUUAUGCAUCUGUUAUUUGAUAAGUAAGUACAUAAAUUUUCGAUAAGAGGGAGAAGAAGAUUGGACAUAAAUGUUUUGAUAUUUUUUUCAAGGUCUAUAGAUGAAUUAUGCCAAUGGACCGAUCCUGAGUCAAAUCAAUUGUAUAGUCUAUAUAUGGUUAGACGCAUAGGUUAUAUAUGUAUGCAUGUUUAAAAAAUCACCAAAAUUAAAGUACUCCCGAAUCAUUAUAAUUGUUUAAAAGCAAAUAAGCCCUAAAAAGAAAGUUGUUGACUAUAAAACGUGUUGGAUUACAGAGUGUGGACCGUCUUUUUGUUUUUUUGUUUUACUUUAAAAAGUGCGCCACGUGAAUGAUGAGUGAAUUGAUGUGAACUAAAUAAAUUGUCCAAUAAAUUGAAGAAUUUUUCCAAUAAAUUGGAGAAUUUAAUAGUCACCCCUUUGAUAGUUUUUUUUUUAUUGAAAGAGAAAUAAAAAAGACCUCUGAUAGUUCUUUUUUUUUGACAUCUGUUGUUUUAUCAAUAGUUUUAGUUAAAUUCAUAAAAUAUAUAGAAAUCGUUUUUUUUUGGUUGCGGAAAGAUACCAGGCCAAAACCUAGUUACUCCGGAGAUGAUGCUUACCGAUGAUCGAUGGAUAGAGAUUAAUAAAUGUAUGUGCUGUUGAUAUCGGCUAUCACAUUCCAGUAAAUAUAAUUUAGAAUCUCUAACUUAUGAUCUUGAUAUAAACCACCCCAAAUUAUGGUGCAAGCAAACAAAUUAACCACGGUUUACAAAUGCUGAAGUCCAAAUAUUAUCGUUAACCAAAUAACAUAAAUGGUAUCCCGUAUCUAUUUUAAUUUUGUGACAUUGUGGCUAUUUUUUGUGUUCAUUUUGGGUUAAAGUUUACAAAGUACAAAUAUUAGUUACCAAGUGAUUUUCAUUUUUUCGAGAAAACAAAUUUUCAUUUGUCUUAUACACGUCUAGUUUUGUUUUCACCAACUUUUGUUAAAAGGAUUUAUGCAUUUUUUGUUUUUCUUGUAGUCGAAUGGAUUAUAUAGAAAGAUCGGGUCGGGUGUCAACAUCAUAGUAUAUAGCAGAAAUCAAUCUGUUUUUUUUUUCAAUUAAUGUUCUGAACAUCAACUCCCUAUGUCCCCUAUGUUCUUUUCAGUUAAUGUUAACUGAAAAUCUACAUCGAAUAAGUAAAUUUUAAUACUGUAUUAUCAUUUAUUUGUUCUUUUAUACUAGAAUUAGGUACAACGACUUUUGUUAUAUGUAAAAACCAUAUAAUUUAUCAAUACAUAGUCCAUUGCUUUGUGUUGUGUCUCAUCUGCAUCAUAAUCAUAUUUUGGUUUUAAACCCACAUUUGUUCAUAUUAGUGAUAUUUGAAUAGAAGGGCCAUAAAUUUUUAUUACAAAAUCAUAACUAUAAAUAAUGCGUACUCUAAAGAUUGGCUCUUAUCAAACGUACCAGAUUUUAUUAAACUCAAGGAUAUAAACAUGCCAAAAGCAACAUUUCUAACUAACUAAAACUGCAGCUGCUUUGUUUGAACAUUACAAAUUAACUUAUGUUUUUUGGGUGUAAAUGUUAAGCCCAAACUAAUGUUCCCGUCAUUAUCAUAUGGCAGCGAUCGCUUCAGGCCUCCAGCAUCUAAUCUAUUAAAAUAGAGUCCUAAUUGAAAUUUACCUUGGCAUGUUUUAAAUUUGGACCUAUUGAAUAUGUUGUGACUAAAUAAUAAACACACAUUUUAUAUACAAUUUUAAAAUAAUGUAAUUUUGUUAACCUAAUAAUAUGCCUAAAUUUAAUUGUAACAUUAACUCAUAGUCAGUCGAUUCUGAUUAUUUGUAAUUGAAUUGUAAAAUCAGAAAACCAAACCCUAAUUUUAAUUUCUGGGUUGUGUAUCCAAAGAGAAGAAUAUGAUAUCUCAAUUUUUGAUCAGACCAAAAUGUCGUACUUUCUUACCUUGAAGCAGACGUUUUUAUAGUCGCGAUCGUGUCCGACUCCAAGGAGAAAAAAGUGUUUGUGUUCUGUUUUUCUAUAUGUCUCUGUGUUUCUUCUGUUAUUAUCAUCGUGGUCUUUUUAUAAUGCGAUUCGAACAUAUCGAUGGUCGUCUCUUUACUCUAUCUUGGAUCGAUGAACAAUAGUUAACCUAAAUCCAUUAUUGGUGUAGUUUUCAAUUCCAGCGUUAUUGAAUCUGUUUUCAAAUCUCCUCUAACAUUCGUUGAUGUGAUGAUAUUGGCGUAGAUUAACCAUUGUAUAUAUGUUUGCUUGCUGAUUAAUUAUAUAUUGAAGUGACUGCUCUUUGUCGUGAUAGCUUUUGUCACUUUUUGUUUUAAUUAUUAUGUUUGAUACUGAGUCUUUCUUGUGUUCUUUAACGAGAUUGCAAGAAAAAAAAACUAUGGUGAUUGAAUAAUCGUAAAACAAUUGAAAAUUGAGCAAUUGGAGGGAUUAAAAAAAGUGAGAUAGAGUUCAACAAGUUUGUGCGGUAAUCUACAUGGAACAAACGGAACUUCUGACAUAACAUUAUAUUUAAGAACACAUAUGAUCUCCUUCUUCUCUCCAAGCACCAGCAUCUCCACCGCCAAAGGCCAACAUGGGAUGGGAGCUGUUAAAGUGUCACAUACAUCAUUCUCAUAGAAAUAAAUAAAAGAAAAGUAAAAAUAUCCGCCCAGCAACUACAGUUUUAUCAUGAGCUAUAUAAAUAAUAUUAUUUUUAUUGAAUAAUAAACGGCUAUAUAAAUAACCAAAAAUAUCAUUAAACAAAUUUUAAAUAAUGAAUUAUAAAUUUAAUCUAUAAAAUAAAAGAUCAGUUGCGUGGACGUGCAUCUGAUAACCAAACCCAAAUUCAUAAAUAAUUGAACCGUUUAUAUAUUUUUUGAACCUAAAACUAAAACUAUAAUCAAACUAAAACCAAACCUAAGACUGAAAAAUAGAAUCCGGAACAAAUCGAAAACCGAGUUUCCAUACCUAAAUAUAUUAAUGAUAAUUAAUAAAUUAAUUAACAAAGAAUAAUUUCGCGCUUUCAAGCGCGGGUACUAUCCUAGUAAUUUUUUUAUCUUAGAGAAAAUUCGUUGAUAACAGAAAAAUAUCACGAGUCAACAUAAUUUUAUACUGCUUAUUCAUCUGUUUUUUGAUAUUAUAUUUUUAGUAUACUUUCUUUUUACAUAUUCGACAAGAGGGAGAAAAAGAUUGAACAUAAAUUUUUGAUAUAUUCGUUAAAGUCUAUAAAUGAAUUAUGCGUACGUAUAAUAGUGUAUGGACCGAUCGAGAGCCAUAUUAAUUGUAUAAUCUAUAUGCAUAGAGAUAUAGGUUACACAUGUUAGUUUAUUAAAUAAAAAUCAACAAAAUUAAAGUACUCCCAGUGGCUUGUUACAUGUACAAUAUAUACAUCUCAUAUAUCACUAUAAUUGUUUAAAACCUUUUUGGUCAAAAUAAAAAUGGUGACUAUAUAUAAUAUAGCCAAAGAAUAACAGGAAUAUAUAUAAAUGUUGUUGGUUUAGAAGCUAUAGCAAUUUAGAAGAAACAAAGAUAAUGGAGGGUUUCAUGGUGAAAACUGCCAAGACCAUUUGGUGAAUAAUUAAUGUUAUAGGAGUGCUAGGUGUGAUGCAAAGAAUUCAAUCACAAACAAUGAUUAACCUCUAAACACUACUCUAGUGUAAUUUCAUCCCACGUGCUACACUUUUUCUCUUUUUCAUAUCUCGAUCUGCUUGUUAACGUUGUCAUGAUCUGCCUAUUAACUAUAUAUUCCACAAUCAUCAACAUAAAUGAUAUGCAACCAAAUAAAUUGUUUGCCAUUCAUAAACUUGAAUACGACAUUAGCUGUGUUCGUUUCUUUGCCGCAAGACGCAGCGGCAGCGGCCAAAAAUUAAACGGGAAUCAUGGCAAGACACAACACCGAUGACCGCAGCGGCAAUUAACAAGCGACGUAGCGUCAAAAAAAGCGAAGCUUUCCGAUGUUGCCGCUGACGUCAAAAAAAGUAGCGACCAUUGUUCUCCAUUUCUCUCUCCUCUCUGCUACUGAAAACAGAGACGCGCGUCAUCCGUUAUUCUCUAUUUCUUUUUGGAUACUCUUUUUCCCUUCUAUAUUUCGCUGCGGCAGCGUUCGAUUAACGAACAGGACUAUUGUAGCAUUAGUCUAGCAUUCACAAAAAUUUUAAUUGAUGAAACAUCUUCGUUCUCUCUUUUUAUACCCAUCAUCUUCCUUCAUCUUCUUCCCAAGUUCUCUGUUUUCUAUUCUUCUUCUCUGUUUUUUUCUCAUCUUUAACUCUCUUUUUCUUAACUUUCUUUCACAUGGCUUUAUCUGGCUAUGAGGAUCAAAUCAGUCCCAAGUGGUACUGGUUGUUAAUCUUCAUCUUGUUUUUUGUUGCUUGUGUAGGCUUUUGCAUAGCCUACACAUGCAAGUUUCUGAUGAAGAGGAGUGAAAGGACCACUGUUACCCCGGUGAUGGAGAUGGUUCCCGUGCCAGCUCCAGCUUGAACCUGAGGAGCAACAAUUUGGAGAAGAUGACGAGGCCAUCUCCAAGAAGACCAAAUGAAUUUGUUGCAAUAGUUUAUGUUUUGUUCUUCAUUGUGUUUCUUUAAUAAAGAAGAGAACAUUUCAGUUAUAGCUUGUUUCUCUGUUUAAGAAUCUAAGUGUUCUUGCUUUCAUCAAGAUCCUUUUUAACGGUAAUCAUAGUUAAUGAUUAAGUGGAGUUGUAUCCGCAUAUAAUAUAUUUUUGUAACAAAGUUGCAAGUAAUAAGAAUAUACAAUAGUACUGAAGCAAAUGACCAUCAAAGAAGACUAAACUCACCUCUUUAGUAAGAUCACUUGCGGCCCAAGAAACAAGCUUAUUUUUAUAAGAAAAAAGGAAGCCCUAAAUUAAGAUGUCUCUGACAACCGCUAAGCUCAUGUACACAACUAAUCUCACUUAUCUAGUAAGAUCUCACUUGCUUUAGAUUUAGAGUUAGGUCAUUAGGACGUCUUGAGUUGGCAGUCUCAUUAGAGUCAAUAGCAUCGUCCGGCUUAACUAUGACUACGCCAGGUAAAGAAGAAAAUUGAGCUGAGAGAAGAAGCUGCAGAGGCAGCGGUAAAGAAGAUAGUUGAGCUGAGAGCUCAAGGGAAGAAAAGGAACCAUAAGAAGAGAUGGUUCAAGAACAAGAGAUGAGGCGUGAAGCACAAGAGGCUCACAUGAACAAGGUUAUGGUGAUGGUAUGGAGGCAAAGGAAGUUUGUGAUGAAGGAGAUGCUCAAGAGUUGGAUGAUGGUGGAUUUAAGAUCAAGUUUGUGCUAGAAGAUUCUAAGAAACCAAAAAGACUACGGUUAGGCCAAGUUGAUGGUUAAGAGAAAACCAAACAUAUAAAGGCAAAGAAAACUGAGGUGAAGGUUAAGAGAAACCAAGAAGACCAAAGUUGAACAAGGCCGAGGUGAUGGUUCUUAGAAACAAAUAGCACAAGUGGUGAUCAAAGGAGAAAAAAAAACAAGGAAGGAGUUGAAACCGGAAGAAGCGAUGAUCAAAGCCAAGAAACCAACCCGAAGAUGAGGAAGACUUGCUUACCUAAGAGAAAGGAAGCAAGGUGAACAAGAAGAAGCUCACCAAAGAGGGAGCAGGAGCUGGUUGCACACGCAGCUAGUGGAGCAGUGAGGAAAGCUCACGAGAACAGAGGAGGCUGGCGAAGAAAACAUGUCAAGAGGUGACAGAGAAAUUCACACAAGAAGCAGCUCUUGGAGAUUCCUCUCAAUAGGGAGAUGAGAAUCACAAGAGAAGAACAAGAGAGAGGGAUCAAGUCCCUAAAUGGAGUUGGAGAUUUAAUCAAGGAUUCAAGAGGAGCUUAGAAGAAGCUACAAAGGAAAAAGAAGAAGAAGGGUGAAGAGCAAGAAAAAAAAAUCACUUGCGGAACAAGUUUAAUUAUUUUUAUAAGAAAAAAGGAAACCCUAAAUCAAGAUGUCUCUUACAACCGCUAAGCUCAGGUACACAACUAAUCUCACUUAUCUAGUAAGAUCUCACUUGCUUUAGAUUUAAGUUAGAUCAUUAGGACGUCUUGAGUUGGCAGUCUUAUUAGGUAAGGAAGGGCACACUUCACAUAGCCACAUGGGAGGCUUAUAACAAUUCAUUAUCUUAUCAUCAUCGUCAUUACUUUCGCAUAUAUCACAAAGCUUCUUCUUCUUCUACAUGUAGCAAGUAAGAACAAGACUAAUCAAGAAUCACGAUGAUGGAAAGUAAGUAGUGGGAAAUGCAUUUUCUUGACAUCAAUUGCACCAAUAACUUGGUUUAACUUCUUACCUUAUAGUUGGUAACGCUUUUCUCUGUAGAAGAAGAAGAAGGUAGCGUUGUUUCUGAUCCACUUCCGUUGUCGUCCGUUAAUACCGAUCAAAGGGUCUUCAUUGGCGUCGACUGAGAAAAGAGGUUUCGGUUUAAGAAGAAAGAGGGAAGAAGAUGAUCUUUUUCUUGGGACGCAAGAAACAGAGCAAAGACAACUUCUUGUGACUUCUCUCGAAACCUAAACUUACUCUUUGAUCUGUAUAGGAAAGAAAAGUUUGGCACAAUCAAGUGGUUAUGUUUAUAAGUAAGAAAAAUGUAAGCAAUAUUUUAACCGUUUCAUUAUUCAUAAAUUCUACAAUCAACCUUCAGGACGUGAUAGUAACAAAAAGACAUGAAACUAUUACGUGUUAAAACAAACAAGAAUACAUUCGUGUUAAUGUAGUAUAACAAAGUAGCAAUGACAUAGAAACAAGUAAACAAGAAUUUACAAGAGUACUGAAGCAAAUGACCAUCAAAGAAGUCUAAUCUCACUUAUUUAGUAAUAUCACUUGCAAACCAAUAAACAAGCUUAUUUAUAAAUAAAAAGAUAUCCUAAAUCGAGAUGUCUUUGACAACCGCUAAGCUCAGCUACACAGCUAAUACUUCCUCUGUUUUUUAAAGAGUGUCACUUUAGAGUUUUUUUCUUGUUACAUAAAAAAUGUGGUUUUAGAUUUCUAAUGUAAUUUUUACUUACUUUUAGCUGAAUAUUAAUUGUAAAAUGCAUUAAUUUAAUAAAUAAAUUUAUUUAUUUUAAAUACUAUUAGUCAAUUAUAUAUAAUUAAUAAAAACACAAAUAUAUUUUAAUCAUUUUCUUAAUAUGUGUAAAAAAUGUAUAAGUGACACUUAUAAUGAAACGGAGGAAGUAUCACUUAUUGAUACAGAGCAUCUAUCUAUCGUAUGGUCAUGCUUGCCAAAUAAGUAACGUGGUUUAUAUAUGUUAAUAAAGUUUGCCUUCUAUUGUAUAUUUGUAUUAGUUUUUAUUUGUGGAUAAUUAUAAAUCCUUAAUAGAUUAGGAUACAAAGAUAUGACUACGAUCUCAUGGGUGUAGUAUAAAUAAGUUGAUAUAUAGCUUUGUACAAAUUAUUGAUAUUUUGAAUAAGAGAACCCUAAAACUUUCAGUUCUUCUUCCUUGUCUUCGAUAUUCUUUAAAAUUAAUGAAUACCAAGAACUUUCAUUUGAACAGUCAUUCUUCGGAAUCCACGGUCAUCGAAUCUUCGUCGAACGGCCAUUCCUCCUAGAAUCAACGAUCUUCGAGCCUAUCCAGCUUGGCGCUGCGCCAAUUUGGUAUCAGAACCGCAAUUCUAGUAAAGUAAUGUUUAAGAUCUAAAGUAUAAUCAAAGAGAAUUAUAUAUUUCUAAUUAGUCUUUGAAAUUUUGCUCGACUGAUGAUACUAAUUAUUCACUUAUGGCACACAAAUAUCUUAAGACUGAUGAGUCAUUGACUACAAUUUAGUUGGUCUUCCCACGUUGACUACUCUUAAUCAAUUUACAUUAUAAAGUUUCAAAAUUAAAAUGCCAUUUAGUAUGAACCCAAAAUUUUCGCAUAUACCCAAUUAAUAAAAUACUAUUUAAAUACUUCUGUUUUUCUUUAUAUUUAUAUUGUUCUGUUUUUUUUUUUGUAAGACCCUAAGAAUAUCUUAGUCUUUUUUUUAACGACGUCAGAAUAUCUUAGUCUUUUUUAUAUGUCAGAAUAUCUUAGUCAGAUAAUCCGUAUCAGUGUCUAAUCAGUAUAUGCCUGACAAAUAUAUCUGAGUUAGAAUAUCUGUCCCAGAAUCAUUCAAAUAAAUCUGAGUCAGAAUAUCUCUGUCCCGAUAUUAUGUGACAUUCAGUUAUAUAUGAGUCAGAAUAUCUGUCCCAAACAUUAAAUAUGUGUGCCAUUAAAAUAUACAGUAUUGGUUACUAUACUAUGUAGCCUCGUUCGGGCCUUGUUGGGCUUUAGAAUAUAAUGUUCAGUAAAAAUAGAAUGGACCUUACUAACAAAUAUGUGGGCUGUACGAGCUUGGACUGGUUCUUAUAGAAGUUGCUUUUUUGUGGGCUAAAACUUUUGUUCACGUAUAACUGUUUCGUAGAAGAAUGGUAACAAUGGAAGUAACCGACUCCACUGACAAACAUUUUUUGAUUAACAACAAGUAAAUAACAAUUAAAGCAGAAAUAAAUAAUAAUUUAAUAGUAAAUUAGUAAAUUACCUAUUUGGAUGUAUGUGUUCAAAAGGAAUCUGGUUGACUAUAUAUAUAUAAGCUAAACUAGAGGAGUCUAGUAAAAAAAAACAAAAACAAAAUUCUUCAAUAGAUAAAAACAUAAAAUGGAGAGUUUCUUUGUUGAGGCAGUGAAUGCAAUAUGGUGGAUAGUUGUUGUUGGAAUCAUCGGUAUGGGGUACCAUGCAUACGGUGGAGCCGUGGUGGAACAGUGGAGGAUGCGGAGAUAUUUAAGGAAGCAAGGCGUGAAGGGUCCUCCACCGUCGAUCUUUAACGGCAAUGUAUCGGAGAUGAAGAGAAUCCAGUCAGAGACUAAACAUUAUUCCGGAGAUAACAUCAUUUCUCAUGACUAUUCUUCUUCUAUCUUUCCCUAUUUCGAACACUGGCGAAAACAAUAUACGGUUUUGCUUUCGAUCUUUAUUUUUGAUAACCUUACAAAUUUACAAUGCUUUUUUCAUAGAAGAAGAAAAAUCAAAUCUAUAUAUAUAAAUCCUAAAUGGCAUAUUCGAAUUCGAGAUGAAAUCUUGAGUUCUUGCAAGAAUGGCAUUCCAGACGCAGAAACAAUUCCAAACCUCAAAACGGUGACUAUGGUAAUCCAAGAAACAAGGAGACUAUACCCACCAACCCCAAUCGUGGGAAGAGAAGCAUUCACGGACAUAAGACUCGGAAACCUAGUGGUGCCAAAAGGAGUGUGCAUUUGGAUUCUUAUUCCCGCCUUGCACCGACACGGUGAGAUUUGGGGAGAAGAUGCAAACGAGUUCAAGCCAGAGAGGUUCAGUGAGGGAAUCUCUAAAGCUUGCAAAUACCCUCAGUCAUACAUGCCAUUCGGCUUCGGACCAAGAACAUGUUUAGGCAAAAACCUUGCUAUGAUGGAAGCCAAGGUGCUUGUGUCACUUAUUGUGUCAAAGUUCAGUUUUACUCUGUCUCCAACAUAUCAGCACUCUCCAAACCACAAACUGCUUGUGGAGCCUCAACAUGGUGUUGUUAUUAGGACUAGAGAUUUUUUCCGCGCUUCGCGCGGAUUGUGUCUUAUAAAUUUAUAUUAUUUAUAAUAUUAUUUGUCGGUUUUUUCUUUUACAUUAACUUCUUGUCUUUUCAAUGUUAGUUUUUCUUAAUUUAAAUUUAUAUGUUUAUAGUUUUUCAUUUUUCUUGUUGUAGAUGGAGAAUUA
Molecule: messenger RNA, 18566 nt
Organism: Brassica rapa (field mustard)
Lineage: Eukaryota; Viridiplantae; Streptophyta; Magnoliopsida; Brassicales; Brassicaceae
Product: cytochrome P450 714A2-like
Molecular function (GO): oxidoreductase activity, acting on paired donors, with incorporation or reduction of molecular oxygen; heme binding; iron ion binding
Source: RefSeq, a predicted model, not a curated record